ACUUUUGAAUGGAUUGGUUUUGGUUUCUAUUGACUAUUGAAUUGUGAGUAGGGACCACCCCCAUUAUUAAAACUUAUAUUGGUCUGAAUUCUUGGUUUGCUUCUUUCUUGGCACAUUACAAUGUUUUGCAGAAAAAACUGAACCCCUGGUUGUCUUACAUCACAGACCUUGUGUACAGUAAUGCCGUUAUCAUUGCCUUAAUAAUCGAUGAAGAAAAAGAAGUUCAGAGAAGUUCAUUUCUUGAUUAUACAACCUGAUCUACUUAAUGGCUAAUCUCAUUUACUCAGAGAAACCUAGAAUUCCUAUUGGUGAAAAUCCAUGUAUAUGUGACCUCCUCAGAGUAUAUAAAAUUGGAAAGCAAAUUAAUUCAUCUAGAGUCAUUUCAGUCACUGUUAGCUGGUGCCAUGGAGCCUCUAGGGACAGUGACCAUUUUGAUGAUUAUAUGUAUCUCUUGCCUUGUUUUCCUUGCAGUCAGGAGCAGAACGCCAGAGAAUGCAAAGCAGCUGCCACCUGGCCCACCUCCACUGCCCAUCGUAGGGAACGCUCUGCAGCUGAAGACCAACAACCUGGCCCAGGUUCUCCAGGAGUUUGGUGAGAAGUAUGGCUCUGUGUUCACAAUGUAUUUUGGAACAGAACGGGUUGUGGUGCUGCAUGGCUAUGAUGCAGUGAAAGAAGCGCUGAUCGACCGUGGAGAUGAAUUUGCUGCCAGGGGACGCCUGCCAUUAGCUGAUGAUGUCAACAAGGGAUUAGGAAUUAUAUUCAGCAAUGGGGAGAUGUGGAAGCAGCUCCGACAUUUUGCCCUUACCACCCUGCGCAACUUUGGCAUGGGAAAGAAAAGUAUUGAGGAGAGGAUCCAGGAGGAAGCACAGUUCCUGCUAGAAAAGUUCCAGGACACGCAGGAGAAGCCCUUGGAUCCAACCUACUUGCUCAGUUGCGCUCUCUCCAAUGUCAUUUGUGCAAUUAUCUUUGGGAAACGAUACGAUUAUAAUGACAAGAAGUUGCUAUCCAUGCUAAGCUUAAUAAGUGAAAACUUUCAGGUUUUUAGCUCUCCUUGGGGACAGCUCUACAACAUCUUUCCUUCUUUGAUGAAAUGCAUCCCUGGGCCCCACCACAAAGUGCUGAAAAACAACAUGGCACUGAGAGAGUUUGUUUUGGAGGAGGUUGAAGAGCACAAGCCUGCUCUGGACCCCAGCUCACCUCGGGAUUUUAUUGACUGCUUCCUUAUGAAAAUGGAUCAGGAAAAAGGUAAUAGUGCAUCCCAUUUCACCAUUGAAAACUUGGCCAUAAGCACAGUUGACUUGUUUGGGGCUGGAACAGAGAACACCAGCACCACACUGCGAUACGGGUUCAUGAUCCUCCUCAAAUACCCAGAGAUACAAGAGAAAGUGCAUGAAGAAAUUGACCGAGUUAUUGGCCGAUCACGAAGUCCUUGCAUUGCAGAUCAUGGGGAAAUGCCUUACACAGAUGCUGUCAUCCAUGAGAUCCAGAGGUUCAUCUCUAUUGCCCCACUGAGCGGCCCUCAUGCAGUACUCAAAGAUACACCAUUCAGACAAUAUGUCAUUCCAAAGGGCACUACCAUAUAUCCAAGUCUGAUAUCUGUGCUACAUGACAGCAAAGAAUUUCCAAACCCCAAAGAAUUUGACCCAGGACAUUUCUUGCACAAAGAUGGCACCUUCAGGAAGAGCGACUAUUUCAUGCCUUUCUCAGCAGGGAAGCGGAUAUGUGUGGGGGAAGGUCUGGCCCGUAUGGAGAUCUUCUUGUUUUUGACCACCAUAUUACAGAACUGCACUCUGAAGUCCAUCAUUGACCCCAAAGACAUCGAUCUCACACCGGUGUUGAGCGGCGUAACCAACUGCCCUCGGCCCUAUCAGCUCUGCAUUGUCCCUCGAUGAAAAGCCUGCCUCAGGAGGGCUGCACAUGUGGAAAAGUUGCAGCCUGGCCAAUCUUUGUUCAAAAAACCCAUAACACAAUAUCUCUUCAUGUGUGGAGUCUUAUCUUUUUACCUGACUAGUUGUGGUACUGUUACUUUGGGGAUCUUGCUAGAGACUAUUGCACAUUGAAGACAUUUUUUUUAAAAAAUUAUCUCUUUAUUGAUUAAAAAAAUUGCAUGUCUAUACUCUUAACAGGUAAAAAAAAGAAAAUUAUAUAAAAUUUAUAAA
Messenger RNA from Podarcis raffonei (Aeolian wall lizard), 2159 nucleotides. Its product is annotated as cytochrome P450 2C19-like. The transcript has 9 exons. The coding region runs from base 405 to 1892 and encodes 495 amino acids. Gene Ontology annotation, cellular component: intracellular membrane-bounded organelle; cytoplasm. The record is from RefSeq and is a predicted model, not a curated record. Lineage: Eukaryota; Metazoa; Chordata; Lepidosauria; Squamata; Lacertidae. Gene Ontology annotation, biological process: xenobiotic metabolic process. Gene Ontology annotation, molecular function: oxidoreductase activity, acting on paired donors, with incorporation or reduction of molecular oxygen, reduced flavin or flavoprotein as one donor, and incorporation of one atom of oxygen; iron ion binding; heme binding.